UUUAAGGGAUCACGAUAGAGUUGAGAGAGAGAGAAAAAAAAAGAGGGCUAAGAUAAACAAAAAGAAGAUAGAAUGGGUAAGAACAAUACCAAAAUCCUCGUCACAGCUCUUGUGAUGGUUGUAACCGCCGCGAUGAUGAUUGAAGAAGCGACGAGCAUUCCCAUAUGUGGCGUCAACACAAACGACUUGAAGAAAUGUAGUCCAGCUGUCACUGGAAACAACCCACCACCUCCCACUCCCCAAUGCUGCAAGGUGGCCAAAGCCGCUAAUCUUGAAUGUCUCUGCCCGUACUUCACCAGGUCCGGGCUUGACACGGCCAAAAUCAAGGCUCUAGGGACCAAUUGUGGCAUUACUAAAAAACCCUCCUGUUUGCCAUGAUUGAAGAACUGAGCUGGAAGGGACAAAUGCUGGCCUGCCACAAGAUUAAGUCUCUAAGUUAUUAUGUCUUUUGUUGUUCUAUUCGAAUAAACCACCAGAUUUUGCAAUUAUUUUUCAGUCACCUUUUUCUAAAUAAAAAAACCGUGUUCUAUAUAUUUAAUAAAUCAAUAAAGUACUGUUUUGUCUUAA
Molecule: messenger RNA, 567 nt
Organism: Brassica rapa (field mustard)
Lineage: Eukaryota; Viridiplantae; Streptophyta; Magnoliopsida; Brassicales; Brassicaceae
Product: putative lipid-transfer protein DIR1
Biological process (GO): systemic acquired resistance
Molecular function (GO): fatty acid binding
Source: RefSeq, a predicted model, not a curated record